Aphidius gifuensis is the source of this 2710-nucleotide messenger RNA. RefSeq names its product tyrosine-protein kinase Btk29A (gene Btk29A). Gene Ontology annotation, molecular function: ATP binding; non-membrane spanning protein tyrosine kinase activity; protein binding. Gene Ontology annotation, biological process: peptidyl-tyrosine autophosphorylation; intracellular signal transduction. The record is from RefSeq and is a predicted model, not a curated record. Lineage: Eukaryota; Metazoa; Arthropoda; Insecta; Hymenoptera; Braconidae. The transcript has 12 exons. The coding region runs from base 323 to 2695 and encodes 790 amino acids.
CCUGGAUUUUUAAUUUUUUAAAAGAAAUAAAUUUAAAAAACGAAAUAAUUAUUUUUUUGUUCCACGUAAUAAUUAAGAGCUUAUUUACAAGCAAAAUUUAUUGGCCAAGUUUGUGGAUUGUUGUGACUUACGAGAGAAAAAAAUAAUGUUUUUUCAAAUGUCACUAAAAAAUCUAGUUGUUUUUUGGAGUUAAGUAGAGAUAACUUGUUCGACUAGUGGACACCCCCCUUAAUAUAUGUCAAAAAAGUGCGUGACGUUUUAUCUUUUUUCAUAAUAAAGACAUAAAUUUUUAUCUCUCUCAAUCAAAAUAUAUGAUUUUUAUAUGAAUUUUCAACGUUUUUCGUUUGACAGAUUGGAUUUGUGCGCGCCCGCGCGUUGCAAUAUAAUUCCACGUGAAUUUUUUUGUUGUUUCGCAUGUCAUGAUACCGGUAAUAUUUAUGACAAUAAUAAUUUAUCAAAAAUUGUAAAUAAUAAUACAAAUGGAAGGAUUUCCGUCAGAAUGGGAGGUAAAGACGAAAAAGAAGAUUCAAAUGAUGAAAUAGUUAAAGAAGGAUUCAUGAUAAAACGUUCACAAAAUAAAAAACGUUUUACACCAAUUAAUUAUAAACAAAGAUGGUUUAUAAUAUCACGUCGUUAUUUGAUAUAUUAUGACACUGAUGGAGAGCGUCGAAAAGAACGAGGUCGUAUUGCAGUUGAAAAUAUCCACGUGGUGGAAACAGUAACCCUGGGAAUUGGGGUAGUUGGCGACGUGGCUACCGGAAGUGAAACAGGUUCAGGAAGUGGGGGUGGAAGUGGUGUACCUCCUGGUGUACCAUUUCAAGUUGGUUAUCGUGAUGCUGGACAAGAAUAUACCCUCUAUCUUCUCGCUGCAAGAGAUACAGAUAGAGCCGACUGGAUAGAUGCACUUCGUACAGUGUGUCGUGAAAAUCCUGGUUUAUCUGGACGUUAUCAUGCUGGCAUUUGGAAUGGUAAACGUUGGUCUUGUUGUCGUUUAUCAAGUAGAAAUGCUGAGGGUUGUGAUACAUGUAGUUUUUUUACAUCAAAAUUACCAUCAAAAAAUGCAACAAGCUCAACAAUAGUUACACCAACAAUAGCAACAUUAACAAAUACAAUUGAACAUGAUAGAAGAUCAUCACAUGCAAAUACAACAAUUACAUCAUUAUCAUCACUUGUAUCACCAUCAACAACACCAACAUUAGCAGCAACACCAACAACAGCAGCAGCAACAGCAUCAGCAGAACCAGCUAAUAAUCUAGGAUUUCAAUCACGCUCAACAAUUGGAACGCCCACGACGCAAAUAAUGCCUGGUGGAACACCGGGUACACCCUCCUCCAAAGCCAAGGAAAAAUUGAUGCUGAGGACGAAAACAGUUGUGGCACUGUAUCCAUUCCGUGCAAUUGAGGGUGGUGACUUGUCGCUAGAGAAGGGUGCUGAGUAUGAGGUGCUUGAUGAUUCACAGGAGCAUUGGUGGAAAGUCAAGGAUGGUCAUGGAUCAAUUGGAUACAUUCCCAGUAACUAUGUCAAAGAAAAAGAACUUUUGGGUCUUCAAAAAUACGAAUGGUACGUGGGCGACAUGUCGAGGCAACGUGCUGAAUCGCUACUCAAGCAAGAAGACAAAGAGGGAUGUUUUGUCGUUCGUAACUCAUCAACCAAGGGACUCUAUACUCUUUCACUCUACACAAAAGUACCACAUCCUCAUGUUAAACAUUAUCACAUAAAACAAAAUUCACGUGGUGAAUUUUAUUUAUCAGAAAAACAUUGUUGUGAUUCAAUACCAGAUUUGGUUAAUUAUCAUCGUCAUAAUAGUGGAGGUUUAGCAAGUCGUUUAAAAACAAGUCCUUGUGAUCGUCCAGUACCACCAACAGCUGGUCUUAGUCAUGAUAAAUGGGAAAUUGAUCCAGCUGAACUUCAUUUACUUGAAGAAUUAGGAUCUGGUCAAUUUGGUGUUGUUAGACGUGGUAAAUGGCGUGGUUCAAUUGACGUUGCUGUUAAAAUGAUGAAAGAAGGAACAAUGUCUGAAGAUGAUUUUAUUGAAGAAGCUAAAGUUAUGACAAAAUUACAACAUCAAAAUCUAGUCCAGCUAUAUGGUGUAUGUAGUAAAGAUCGUCCAAUUUAUAUUGUAACUGAAUAUAUGCGUCAUGGUUCAUUAUUAAAUUAUUUACGUCGUCAUGAAGCAUCAUUAGCAACAAAUGUUGGUCUUUUACUUGAUAUGUGUAUACAAGUAUGCAAAGGAAUGGCAUAUCUUGAACGACAUAAUUAUAUACAUAGAGAUCUUGCUGCACGUAAUUGUCUUGUUGGUUCUGAAAAUGUUGUUAAAGUUGCUGAUUUUGGUUUAGCAAGAUAUGUACUUGAUGAUCAAUAUACAAGUAGUGGUGGUACUAAAUUUCCAAUAAAAUGGGCACCACCAGAAGUAUUAAAUUAUACAAGAUUUAGUUCAAAAUCAGAUGUAUGGGCAAUGGGUGUACUUAUGUGGGAAAUAUGGACAUGUGGUAAAAUGCCAUAUGGUAGAUUGAAGAAUACUGAAGUUGUUGAAAGAGUACAACGUGGUAUUAUACUUGAAAAACCAAAAGCAUGCUUUAAAGAAGUUUAUGAGGUAAUGAGAAAAUGUUGGGCACAUUCUCCUGAAAUAAGACCAUCAUUUCGUCUAUUAAAAGAUCAGCUUGUUGUUGUAUCACAAGGUUUAAUUAAUGAUUGACUCAACCUUUUACGG